Blumeria graminis f. sp. triticale is the source of this 2691-nucleotide messenger RNA. The record is from the annotation of a GenBank genome assembly. Lineage: Eukaryota; Fungi; Ascomycota; Leotiomycetes; Helotiales; Erysiphaceae.
AUGAGUGGCGGAUUGUAUAUCUUACCCGCAACUACUUUCGAGAGAAGAUAUCACUCUCCAAGUGCUUCUAGACACCGCCGUCGUCUUAAUACUAUUGUUGAAGACGAAGAAUCGACGCCAUAUCUAGUGAAUAUAUCGCACGUCGAUGACUUAAAUCCUAAAAAUGUGGACGCACCCUAUUCUCUACAUACCUCCUCCCUCAACCAAGAUAACGACUUCUUGUCUGAAACAAUCUCACCGUUUUUAGAAAGUCUGAAUGCUGCAAAUAUGGGCCUUCCAAAUCCAUCUGAGCCAUGGCUUGGGACAGGGUUGACAGUAGAUAAUUUCAAGUUUGAGGAUUUAUACGACGUAUCAUCAGACGAGGAGAUCCGAAGAAAGAGAAGACGACCUACACACAAAAAACAUACUCCAAACCCUCAAAAUCCCAGUCUUCCAUUGAUUAAUUCGGGCAGUCGGGCUACAAGGCCUAAACUACCAGCUCUCAUCACUUCAUCAGAUGAUGAUCACCAAAGACCAGAGUUUGCUGGAUAUAUGAAGAGAUCACCACAGGUACUUUCAAAACCCAAGUCCAUGAUUCAAAUGUCCCCCAAGUUCUUUUCCUAUCAACAGACAUACAAUGUGCCUUCCUGUUCAACACCGCCAUCUCUAGAUGGUAGUCAGGCCUCUGAGCAAUUGACUCGGUUCUCUACACCAACUACGCCCAAUUCUGAUAGUAGUCAAAGUGAUGGAGAAAAAUGGGAUCAUGGGGUACAGCUACACCCAGCAGCUUUGGCUACUUUGCAGAGCUUCUCCGCUACCGAUCAGGUGUACAAGAGGGCCCAAACACAGCAACUCAGUCCGAUACUGGAGGCUCCAAAAUCUCCAGAAAGCUCCCGACUAUCUACGUCAACCAUGAUGGCUGCUCUUCGAAGAGAUCAAAUUCUUCAGUCCUCAGAGCAGUGGGCCUCUCUAGACAUGUGUAUGCAACUUAAUACUCCAUCGUCUCCUGUUGAUUUUUGCUUGGAAUCACUUUCAAACAUCAAAUAUUCCUUACAAGCCGAAUCUCCAUCGUCAGCAAUAGCUGAACGCUUUUACAAAUCACCUUGGAUCUUGAAUACCGCAUAUAAUAUAAGUGGCACCCAAGAGAACUUUCCACACAUUGCAAAUGCUGAUAUAAACAAUCAUGAAGUAAAGAUAUCAGAACUUGGUCAAGUCAGGUUCGAUGAACUUCAGGACCUUAUUGCUCCAAAUAAUAAUAAUAAGCUUGAAAAAAUAAAUCAUACAGAUAUAUCCAUACUUGCCGAAAAAUCGGAUGAUGAUGUCGUCGCCGAAAUUGAUAGGACAAGUAUGUGGGUUGCAUCACAAUGCUCACUUAUUUCUAAUGAAUCCAGCCCAAUAAUUCAGGAAAAAGAAACAUUAGGUUCCACAUGUCUAACUGCGAGUACUGGACUCAAAGAAGAGGAACCGGAGGUAGAUUUUUUAAGCGGCUCACCAAUAACAAAAGCUAGUCGCUCUCUAGCAAAGACUGACCCGUUGGAAUCAGUAUACUAUAACACCUUUCGAAAUUUAUAUUCUCGCGCUAGUGAUAUGGAUAUUUUUGUCCAUCGUAAGCCGCGCUUUGAGGCGAUUCAGUCCCAACGCGUAUCAUUUCCUACCCGCCAUUGUGCUCAGGUCUUGGGAAAAUACGAAUUUAAUAUUGAAUCCAAGGGAACUAAAUACAGACUUUCAUCCAAUGUUGCACGGGGCGACGAGAUUUUCCAUGACGAGGAAGAAGACUGGAUAGCCCGCAAGAAGCAAAAAGUCUUCGAGCAGAUAUUGCCGGCAACAUGGAAUUUAAUGGCCAUCAAAUUUCUGAACGGUGGUCGCUUCCUCGCUGAACCAAUAUCACAGCAUCUUGCCUGUCGCUUAUCCAUGCGUCUCAAGUAUGAUGGUCUUUUUGACCGGGCUCACAUUCUUGACCUUGGUGGCCAGGCUAUUUGUGACUGGGCCUGGAUCUGUGCUGCCGAGUACUCAGAAGCGCGCGUCUAUACUAUUACGACUAAAACCCUGCACCACUUUGCCAACACACAUAUACGGGGCCCACCUAAUCAUCGCUAUUUUGCUGUUGAUCGGCUUGUCAGAUUACCUUUUCAAGAUAAUCACUUUGAUCUGAUCUCCGCACGCGAUAUUCAUACAAUCCUCAAAUUUCGUGCCAAAGGCGACGAGAACGAAUGGGAAGCAUGUCUCAAGGAGUGUAUGCGUGUGCUUAAGCCUGGCGGCUAUCUAGAAUUCAAUAUUAUGGACUCAAAUAUCGUCAACGGUGGUCCGCUUGGCUGUGCCAAGAGCCUCGAGUUUGGUCACAAUCUCGAGGUGUUCGGCUACGACCCUCAGCCGACAAAGAAGUGGCUACAACGCUUGGAGCACGCUGGAUUUAGCGAGAUUAAGCGCGGAUGGCUCUUUUUGCCCAUGGGCCCUCAAAGAGACAGCGCAGGCGUCUUUGGAAAAUCCAGCGAUGAAGUGACGCAUUCAGGGAGCACGCAGGAUAUCGCAAGUAUUUCAGGAUUAGUCGGGGCUUGGGCGUGGGAAAAGUGGUUACUCAGGUAUAAAUUGCAGACAAACUGCGUCGAUGGUAACUUUGCAGGUGUUCAGGAUAUAAUUCAGGAAGGGAGUAAAUGUGGGGCUGGAUGGUGGUGUAUUCAGGGCUGGGCUAGAAAACCGAUGGAUCGCGUCUAA